AUGUUCUACGCCGAUCCUGUGAACCCCUUCCAGGUUGAAUACUACGGAAGUCAUGCUGAGUGGCUCAACGAGCUUAUCGAGCGAAACGAGCUUACCGAGUUCCAACUUCACGAGUAUCCUGCGAUCAAACAGCUGAGGAAUUUCCCGGUGUCUAGGUCUCUCGCUGAGGACCACAGGCAAACCGCAUUCUUCGGGGUGCCGCCGAUCAAGUGUACCGCAGCUGACACAUCGCCGAAGGAAGUGGAAUUGUUCAAGAAGAGCGUGCGCGGAACGAUUCAAGGCGCCAUUCGCUUGGACAUUUCCAUUGAGAGGCUUGUUGCCGGUAUCACUGGCAAGGAGGCUCGAUGCGGCGUGGAGGAGUUCUUCAAUUCACAAUCGAUCGCCUGUGCAACCACGAUUGUCAAGCACUUCGGAGCGGUCUUCGCCACAUGCCGCGAAAAGCCGCUGUGCUACUAUGCACGAUGGUCGAUCCACUGCCAACGCGCAUACCGAGUCUGCUCGUCGCGUGGAUAUCUCUCCCCCUUGUACACAGGGGGGACGAUCGAGUACACCGUCGAUCCAGAUAUGGCCGAGAAAAUCCGACUUGCGCACCUGCCCUUGCAGAACGCCAAUCUGACGAUGAGACGGCUAAUUCGACUCUCCACCGAGUUUGAUACAUUGGAUGAGUUCCGUGCCACUAUCACGGAUACGCAAAAGUAUCAGCGAUACAUGCGUGUCGAUAGUGAGAGCCUUUCCGCGCUCCUGGCCAAGGUUGCCCUGACGACGUGCUACGGCAUUCCGAUAAAAGGUGAGCCUGGCUACAUCUCCGACGAUGAAGCAGAGGAGAUCGAAGGAACCGCGGCGGCAACUGAGAAGCCCAAAGGGAAGGGCAAAGGGGAAGACGAACCCAACGUCCAAGCCAUCAACUGGCGUGAUUUGGACCCCUUGGGACGGAAGUUCAUUCCGCACCAUACUGACCCCCGAUUCACGAUUAUCGCAGAGGGGAAUACCGCACUCUUUGACGCCCCUGAUACGCCCGACGAGACGCGUAAGGAAUUCAAGGAGUUUGUUCGCGAUCACGCUCACAAGAUAAAGGAGUGUUUCGACGAAGAUCGCGCAACUGAGAAGACAUUCUUCGCUCUUGUUGAAGAAGUGAAGGGUCAGCUCCCCGAUGCUAAGAGCACUGACCCGAUUCUGAUGAAAAGGGAUGAAGAUGUCUUCGAGGCUCUACCCGAUGAACUGGAGGAGCCUCACAGGUUGUUCGAUGUUGCAGCUCGACAGGCACAACGGCGUGAUGAUACGCCUCAGCGCAGAGUGCAGGUCACCGAGCAAAGACAAGCGUCGAUUCCCGAGGCUCAUACCGUUCCCGUUCCUCCAGAUGAAGAGGAUGAGGAUGAUAGUGAGCUAGAACGGGUGAUCCGACCCGGUCCGACAUCACAACGCCCUGGACGAGAGCAUCUCGGAGGCGUCGCUCCUGAGACGACUCCGCCCCCGCCUCGCGAAAUGCCGCCGCCAUCGAAUCUGCCGGCUCGAAAGUCGCAGCGGCAAUCGGGCUACAGCGCUGCUCACCCUGAUGGAGAAGCACUGAGGGUGUCGGGGAGGGCACAAUACUCCGAUCAGAUGAAGUUGCCCCUGGUGCUGCGAAUGAAGACUCGGGUUCCGGAACCAGAUCUGGAUAACCCAACGAUCGAAGACAUCAUUCGCAUGUACCAUGCGCCGAACACGCUUUCCAUCAUCAGGAAGAAGGCCACCAGUGUCAUUAUCGCGAUGAACGCGAAUCCCGAUGACGAUGUCAAUACCCUGAGGGUCGCGGGGGUGUCCAUAGGAGAUCCCCGGGUCUUCAUAGGGAGAACCCUGGGGCCUACCAUGCCACCAGGGACUUUGAGCCAGCGGAGCCGCAUGGAUUCAGAGGCAGAAUUGUCUGCUCGCUUUGCUGCUCUGGAAUCUUUCUUCCAAAGUGUCAUUGACGCUCGUUGUUCUGUUUUGGAGCAGCGACUAGCUGCAGUGGAGAUCACGAACCAGGACGAUCGUUGUUCUGUUUUGGAGCAGCGACUAGCUGCAGUGGAGAUCACGAACCAGGCUGUGCUGAAUUCUUUGCGGCACGUGUCUGGCGAGGUCGAAAACCUCGAGAAUCGUUUUGCGGUUUUUGAGUUUGCCAACGGCCCCGUUAGUGAGGACGACUUUGCUGCUUUCAGGCAGGAACUUCACGAGGCCCUGAAUCAGCUUCGUCAGCAGGUGGACCGUGCUGUGUCUGCUGUGCAAGCACAGCAUUCGUCUGCCAGGGGAGAGUCCGAUUGA
This is a messenger RNA of Symbiodinium sp. CCMP2592, 2277 nucleotides long. The record is from the annotation of a GenBank genome assembly. Lineage: Eukaryota; Dinophyceae; Suessiales; Symbiodiniaceae.